AUGAGUUUUUGUUCUCAAUAUGGAAUGAAUUUAGUAAAUUUAACAAAUUCAACAAAUUCAGCAAAUAUAUCUUUAUCGAUGAAUCAAGCUCUUCAAUUAAAAAAUUGUUCAAAUAAUUUUUGGUAUUCAUAUGGUAGUGACACAGGUCUUGUUGGCAAUGUUGGUUCAUUAACAGGUGGUAUAGUAUGUUCAGCAGUUCCUCUUUUAGGUCUUUAUUGUGUAUCAUCAUCGGUAACUCAAGCUGCUACAGUUUGUGUUCGAAAAGAUCAAAUAGAUAUGAAACAAAAAUGUUCCACUGAUGAUAUCAAUCAACGUUCUGAUGUUCAAAAGUCUUUAUUUAUUCGAAAAACGAUAUAUGGUACCAUACUCAAUGUAUUCUAUUCUCGCAGUGCAGCACAAUGUGAUAGUAUAUGUUCCAGAACUGACAGCUGUAUUGGCACAAAUUAUAAAAACUUUAAUUGUAUAUUUUAUUUAUAA
This is a messenger RNA of Adineta steineri, 477 nucleotides long. Lineage: Eukaryota; Metazoa; Rotifera; Eurotatoria; Adinetida; Adinetidae. The record is from the annotation of a GenBank genome assembly.